This is a messenger RNA of Aspergillus pseudotamarii, 1638 nucleotides long. Its product is annotated as major facilitator superfamily domain-containing protein. Gene Ontology annotation, cellular component: membrane. Gene Ontology annotation, biological process: transmembrane transport. The record is from RefSeq and is a predicted model, not a curated record. NCBI's taxonomy places the organism in Eukaryota, Fungi, Ascomycota, Eurotiomycetes, Eurotiales, Aspergillaceae. Gene Ontology annotation, molecular function: transmembrane transporter activity. The coding region runs from base 1 to 1638 and encodes 545 amino acids. The transcript has 6 exons.
AUGUCUCAGAAAGAUAAAAGCUCUGUUGGCCAUGUGGAGGACAUUGAGGCAGUUAGCGCUGGCAAAAUGAAGACACACCAGGCUACCAAGGUGAUGGGCACGGUGAAAUUGACCGAAGGCAGUAUCGUUUACAUUCCGACUCCGACAGCCGAUCCUCAGGACCCAUUGAAUCUUUCCAUGCUUCGCAAGAUUACCAUCCUCGUCGUUAUAUCAAUAUUCUCAUGUCUCGGUCUUUCUCUUGUGUCGGGAUUCGGCGGCUUGCUAGGCUUCUACAUUCCUAAAUAUGAGGCCGAGGGGGUAUCAUAUAAUGGAAUCACGUACUUGAUGACCUACCCAACACUUUUCAUGGGUAUCGGGAAUUUGAUUGGGAUGCCUCUGGCUAUUGGUGUUGGGCGCCGUGUUGUGAUGCUAGUCUCUACUGCGAUUCUUGCGGUCGGAGCUAUUUUAUGUGCAACUGCAAAGACCUAUGAGUGGCACUUUGGCGCAAGAAUCCUGGUUGGCCUAGCUGCCGGUCAAAGUGAGUCGAUCGUCCCGAUGAUUUCACAGGAGAUAUUCUUUCUCCACGAACGAAGUAAGGCUCUCAUGGGUCAACAGGCCAUUCAGGUCUCUCUUACUACCGUGUGGGUCCUGUUCGCCAGCCCUAUUGCGGAGGCCAUCACCCCCCAAUGGUGGUAUGGUCUUGGUGCCGUAUUAGCCGGCGCUCUAUGUGUCCUUACAUUCUUUCUAUUGCCCGAAACCAAAUACGAGCGAUCUUUGUCAGCGUAUCAGGAAGAGUCCUCGUCAGGCGAUGAGAUGCUCACGGAGGGCUUUAACGACGGCAAGCCGAAUCAUCCAGAGACCGCACCUUGCACGGAGCGCCCAGAGCUAGAUUUUGUCAACUACACUCCGCGGACAUUUAAGUCUGACUUACGCCUGUGGAUCGGCAAGCCGGAGUGGUUCAAAGUAUGGGAAGUGCUCAGGCAAACUGCAGAACUUCUCCUUUUCCCGAACGUCCUUUGGGCGCUCCUCCUCAACGGCCUAGUAAUUGGUGUCAACGUUGCCAUCGGCACGACAUACAGCACCAUCCUCUCCGGUGCGCCCUACAACUGGCCCAAUAGCAGUGCUAGCUACAUCAACUGUGGGCAGAUCUUGGUCGCCAUUGUCGCCCUCCCUUUACUAGGUCAUGGCUCGGACUGGCUAGUGAAAUUCCGCGCAAAGCGCAAUAACGGUCUUCACGAGCCUGAGACUCGUCUGAUUCCACUCAUCUUGCCAGCCGCGGUGGGCACAUUUACAAGCUCUUUAUACGGUGAAGGGGCAGCCCAUCCAUAUGACUACCACUGGUUUGUCUACGCUUGGGCUGUAGCAGCUUAUUAUUUCUGCUUCGUUGGUGUCAAUAUUGUUACCAUCACGUACCUGCUGGAUAGCUACCCUGCGCGUGCGGGCCCAGUUUUGGUGAUUGUCUGUGCUUUCAGAGGUAUUAUUUCCUUCGGAACAAGCUAUGGUACCGCUCCUUUUGUUGAGCUGCAUGGUUACGAUGGCACCUUUAAUACGUUUGCCGCUCUCACGGGCUUUCUCGGUCUGGUGGGCGUCCCGAUAUUUAUUUGGGGGAAGCGCAUUCGGGCUUUUACUGGGCGGUUUGCUAAGGACAAGACUGAUUGA